Molecule: messenger RNA, 675 nt
Organism: Drechmeria coniospora
Lineage: Eukaryota; Fungi; Ascomycota; Sordariomycetes; Hypocreales; Ophiocordycipitaceae
Exons: 1
Coding region: 1-675 (224 amino acids)
Biological process (GO): mRNA processing
Cellular component (GO): precatalytic spliceosome; Prp19 complex; catalytic step 2 spliceosome
Source: RefSeq, a predicted model, not a curated record
AUGAAUCUCUCCCUUGUGAGUCUCGCCCCUCCCCGUCGCGCCAUCCGCGCAGCAGCGAGCCAACGCCGGACCCACGUAGACAUCGACCCUGAGCCUUCGGUCGAGGCCCUUGCGGCCGCGCGCGCCCUCGUGUCCGCCGAGCUGGAGCAGCACCCGCAGCCAUCCCCGGCCGACGCGGCGGCCAGGGAACCUUCCUUCUCCCCCGCCAUAGCCGCCGAGCUCGACCGCAUCGCCUCCGGGACGGCCAUGCAGCCGCUCAACCUCGAACGCUACGAGGCUCCCGAGCGGCCAUCCGCCGACAACGCCUCGUCGGCAAAGUCCCUCACACCCGUCUUCGAGGCUGCCUGCGUGUCGGGCUCCUACCUCGCCGCCCGCAACGAGAACCUCGCGCUGCUCGACCGCCACGGCGCCAACGCUUGGCUCCUCGGCAACUACCACCUCGAAUCCCUCCUCCGCUCCCUCGAGCGCGAGCUCGCCGACACGAAGAAAGACAUGGAUCUCGUCAACGCGACCCGCGCCUCGAGGCAGAACGACGUCGCCGCCGAGAUGCACCUCCUCGACGAAUCCUGGCGCAACGGCGUCGGGCGAGUGCUCGAGACCGAGGUGGCCAUCGAGGAGCUCAAGGCCGAGGUGCGCGAAGAGCUGAAGAGGAGGAGUGCCCUGCCGGCCUCGUAG